This is a messenger RNA of Harmonia axyridis, 1677 nucleotides long. RefSeq lists its product as uncharacterized. The transcript has 4 exons. The record is from RefSeq and is a predicted model, not a curated record. Bases 1 to 1677 code for a protein of 558 amino acids. Lineage: Eukaryota; Metazoa; Arthropoda; Insecta; Coleoptera; Coccinellidae.
AUGGUUCUGACAAGGGAUAUACGAGAAGAAAUAGAGUCCUCAGUUAGUCAGGCACUGAACAAGUGUAUGAAAAACGACUCGUUUAUCAAGACGAUUGUAAACAAAGUGACAGAAGCCGUCAUAAAAACUAUAAACAAUAAGUUGUUAAACCUAGAAGAAACUGUGCAAAAAUUUCAGAGUAUACAAAGUGAACUUAAAUCAGAUCUUGAAGAGAAAAUAAACAAACUAGAAGAUGAAAUUCAGGAGGCAAAACUAUGUAAACGAGGUAUUGAGGCUGAUAUAGAGAGAAUGGAUCAGGAAAGUAGAAGACUGAAUUUGAGAAUUUUCGGUUUUGAAGAGAGAACAAAAGAGGAUACCAAAAAGGAGUUAAUUAAAUUCCUGAAUUCUAAAAUGUCCACAACGUUGUCUGAAGAGGACAUUGAAUUUUGUUUCAGAAUCGGAAAGAAGAUCGCAAAUAAAAAUAGAGGAAUUCUCAUAAGAUUAUUCAAACACGAUACCAAACAAGAGAUUUAUUCCAAGAAAAAAUUACUGAAAGGUACUGGACUGGUCAUAAGGGAAGAUUUGACUAAUAUAAGGGUCGAAAUACUUAACCGAGCCAUUGAGAAGUUUGGUUUGAGGAAUGAGUAUAUACAGGAUGGAGCGAGCAGAGAUGUGCAGGGUUUUAAUAUUGUCCAUUUUAAUAUCCGUGGCUUGAUGAAACAUUAUGAUGAGCUUUUGAUGCAGGUCCAAAUGUCGGGAGAUAUAUUUGAUGUUAUUGUUCUAUCGGAAACAAGAAAAAUUGCCGAUGUGAGUACAUUUUCUAUUCCAAAUUAUACUUUGCAUUACAAUGAAUCAGAAAUCACUAAAUGCGACGGGGUUGUGGUCUAUAUAAAAAACAAUUUGACUGCGAAUGUAACUAUUACUCAGGGUAAAAUUCCUAGCCAAUGGAAAGAGUCUCUUGUCACUCCGGUUUUCAAAACAGGAGAUCAAAGUCAAAUGUAUAAUUACCGGCCUAUUUCUGUUAUAAACAAUUUCGCGAAAUUAUUUGAACAAUCCCUCAAGAAUAGAAUGUCAAAAUUUUUCGAUAAACAUGGUAUAAUUACUGACAGACAGUUUGGCUUCGUGAAAAACCUUAAUACGGAGGAUGCUUUACUUGACUUUUUAGAGAAACCGAUAAGAGCUAUGGAUAACUCAAAAAAAUGCCUCGCGGUGUUCCUUGAUCUAGCCAAGGCCUUUGAUACUAUUCCACAUAAUAAACUACUUCAAAGAGUGGAGGGCUGCGGAAUUCGAGGGAUUGCCUUGGAUCUCAUCGGGGAUUAUCUGUCGGAGAGAUCACAACGUGUUGCAAUUAGACACGUGAAAAGUUCAUAUAUGGUUGUAAAGGUUGGGGUACCACAGGGAACGGUCUUAGGACCACUGUUAUUCCUUGUUUAUAUGAACAAUAUUACUAAAAUAAAGAAUUUAGGAGCCCAUUUAGUCUGUUAUGCUGAUGACACAGCUCUAACUUUCUGUGCUGAAACCUGGGAUGAGGUUCAAUUUUUCAAGAAGUCGGUCACCCAAAGAUCAUUUCUAUAUUUCUGUCCAAAAUUGUUUAAUGUCAUUCCUACUGAACUGAAACAGAAUAAAAGAUUGAAUGUCUUUAAAUCAGAGCUCAGGAGUUUUAUAUUUGAGAAUCCUGAGAGGUUUGCAUUCGUAUGA